ACCGGUCCGCCUGACCCGAGAACAUCCAGACCGGCCUAUACCAUGUCUUACCCUUUUUGACAACCUAUGUUAGGGUUUUUGUUCCUACUGGCAUAUCCUGAAGCUGUUUCAGUCUCAGUUGCAGUUGUUGUUCAAGGAAUAAAGCCAUCAUCAUGCCCACGGUGAAUGUGUCUAGAGAUCGCCUAUUUGCAGCUCUAGGGAGGACUUACACUGAAGAGGAGUUCGAUGAUCUUUGCUUCAGGUUUGGUAUUGAGCUCGAUGAUGUGACAACUGAUGAAGGAAUUAAUAGAAAAGAGAGGCAUGAAGAAGAAGGAAAAGGAAAUGAAGAUGAAGAAAUUAUUUAUAAAAUUGAAGUUCCUGCUAACAGAUAUGAUUUGCUUUGCCUUGAGGGCAUUGCUCAAGCACUCCGCAUUUUCAAUAAGCAAGAGGAGACACCAAAGUAUACCCUUGCCAACAUUAGCAAGCAAGCAAUGCUUAAGAUGCAUGUAAAACCAGAGACAUCAUCUAUUCGUCCCUAUGUUGUUUGUGCUGUUUUAAGAGAUAUGACAUUUGAUGAAGCAAGUUACAACAGCUUCAUAGAUCUUCAAGACAAACUUCACCAAAACAUUUGCAGGCGAAGAACUUUGGUUGCAAUUGGGACUCAUGACUUGGAUAUGCUACAAGGUCCUUUUACUUAUGAGGCGCUGCCUCCUCAAGACAUAAAUUUUGUGCCAUUAAAACAGGUGAAAAACUACAGAGCUGAUCAACUGAUGGAGUUUUAUCGGGAGAAUGAUUUGAAGUUGAAGAAGUUUUUGCAUAUAAUUGAGAACUCACCUGUCUUCCCUAUCUUAUAUGACAGUAGAAGAACUGUUUUAUCUCUGCCCCCAAUUAUUAAUGGCGCGCAUUCAGCUAUCACUUUAAAGACGAAGAAUGUUUUCAUUGAAUGUACGGCCACUGAUCUGACAAAGGCUAAGAUUGUUUUAAACACAAUGGUAACGAUUUUUUCUGCAUAUUGUAAAAAGAAAUUUGAGGUGGAACCAGUUGAGGUGAUAUAUCCUGAUGGGAAGUCUAAUGUCUAUCCUGACUUAUCUGUGUAUAAUAUGGAAGUUCCACUAUCGUAUAUCACUGGCUCCAUUGGAGUGUCUUUGAAGACCGAAGAGAUCACCAGCUUGUUAAAUCGGAUGCAACUACAUGCUGAGCAGUCUGUCUCAAAUGCUGAUCAAUGCACUAUCAAUGUAUCUAUACCUCCAACCAGAAGCGAUGUUCUUCACCCUUGUGAUGUUAUGGAGGAUGUUGCAAUUGCUUAUGGGUAUAAUAAUAUUCCAAAGAGAAAGUUGCCAUCAUUAAAGCCACUAGCCUUGAACCAGCUUGAGGAUCUUAUAAGAGUGGAGGUUGCAAUGAAUGGGUUUACAGAGGUUUUGACUUGGAUCUUAUGCUCUUAUCGGGAGAAUUUUGGAAUGUUAAAUAGAAAAGACGAUGGAUCAACUGCGGUCAUUGUUGGAAAUCCUCGUUCCUCUGAUUUUGAGGUUGUCCGAACCAGCCUUAUGCCUGGUGCUUUGAAAAUAGUUGGACAUAAUAAAGACCAUCCAAAGCCAAUUAAGAUUUUUGAAGUGGGUGAUAUAGCAAAGCUGGAUGAUAGUAAAGAUGUCGGUGCAGCAAAUCGUCGCCUGCUUGCAGCACUAUAUUGUGGCACGAAUUCAGGAUUUGAGUUGAUUCAUUCCUUGGUGGAUAGAGUUAUGGAAGUGAUGGGAACUCCUUUUGUACCAAUUGGUAACAAUACAGGGUAUUACAUUCAGUGUUGUGAUGCACCUGAGUUUCUUCCAGGAAGACAAGCCAGCAUCAUUUAUAAGGGGAAGCACAUUGGUAUUUUUGGUAUUGUACACCCAGAGGUGUUGAACAACUUUGACAUACCAGAUCCAUGCUCCUUCUUGGAACUAGACAUCGAGUGUUUGUUGUAGGAUUGACUCUGAUAACAAAUAGUUGAGCUCGGUGGACAUGCACAGAUAUAUAUCAGCAUUUUUUUCACACCAUGUUGCCUGGAGUACAGAAGUGAAUUUUUUUUCUGGUGUCUACCCAUUGGAAGAGAGUUUGUUGGCCAGCUUAGCCGGACUUCCUGUUUCCUUUUGCAAAUUUUAAUCCUAUUGAAUAUGCACUUUCAAUUAUAUGUAGAAUUUCAUCAAUGUAAUAUAUAGUACAAGGCUGUCUCUUUUUGGAAUAAACUGGAAAUCGACUUGUUUAGCUAAUGUUUUCUCAGAAACCCUACAGAAAUUAUUGGACAA
Ricinus communis (castor bean) is the source of this 2258-nucleotide messenger RNA. Its product is annotated as phenylalanine--tRNA ligase beta subunit, cytoplasmic. Gene Ontology annotation, molecular function: phenylalanine-tRNA ligase activity; RNA binding; magnesium ion binding. The coding region runs from base 153 to 1937 and encodes 594 amino acids. Gene Ontology annotation, cellular component: cytoplasm; phenylalanine-tRNA ligase complex. The transcript has 20 exons. NCBI's taxonomy places the organism in Eukaryota, Viridiplantae, Streptophyta, Magnoliopsida, Malpighiales, Euphorbiaceae. The record is from RefSeq and is a predicted model, not a curated record. Gene Ontology annotation, biological process: phenylalanyl-tRNA aminoacylation.